Messenger RNA from Exophiala aquamarina CBS 119918, 828 nucleotides. RefSeq lists its product as uncharacterized. Bases 1 to 828 code for a protein of 275 amino acids. The record is from RefSeq and is a predicted model, not a curated record. The transcript has a single exon. Lineage: Eukaryota; Fungi; Ascomycota; Eurotiomycetes; Chaetothyriales; Herpotrichiellaceae.
AUGCCCGCACCGGCCCAUUAUCUGCUCGCCAUAUUUCCGGGCUACCAGUUACUAGAUCUUGCUGGGCCACUGGACAUCCUGAACAUACUUUCUCUGGUCAAGGCCGAUCUUCCGUUGACCUUGACCAUCAUCGCGGAAAGCCUAGAACCCGUUCCUUCAAAGCCGAUCCCUCCUUCCUCCGCCAAUUGGACAUUCGACCUGCAAGCUCAAUUUCCAGAGACAAAUGGCAAGGUAAACACGAAUUUCAACCAGUAUCUGCUUCCCGACGUUACCUUUGACCAAUACAUCAGCUCCUUGGACGAUCCCAGCACCAACAAAAAGGACGGCCAUUUCAGCCCUGUUGAUGUCUUACUCAUCCCGGGUGGACUGGGCACGCGACUUAAUCGCGUAAGCUCGGAUGGACAGACUGUCUCCAAUAUUCGAGCCUUAUUGGACUUUAUCCCAAAAGUUGCACCUCAUAUUGCCCACGCGAUCAUCACGGUGUGCACUGGUUCAGAUGCACUGGCUCAAACAGGUCUACUUGACAACAGGCGAGCAACGACAAACAUCUCCCGCUUUCAGGAUGUUGAAGGCCGAAACCCAAAUGUAAAAUGGCAGUCUUGGGCACGCUGGGUUCGCAGCAUACCUGAAUCCACAGACCGUGCCAAUAUUGAGAUGUGGACGUCCGCGGGUAUCAGUGCUGGAAUGGAUGUUACUUUGGCCUUCAUUGCUCACCAUUAUGGUGGACUGGAACUAUCCAGAGAUUUGGCGAAAAGGCUGGAGUAUGAUUGGAGAGAAAUCCCAGAGGGCAAGAAGGACCCUCUCUACGAGAAACAUUGGGCUGCUUGA